Lampris incognitus (smalleye Pacific opah) is the source of this 3003-nucleotide messenger RNA. RefSeq names its product podocan (gene podn). Bases 144 to 1910 code for a protein of 588 amino acids. The transcript is spliced from 11 exons. Lineage: Eukaryota; Metazoa; Chordata; Actinopteri; Lampriformes; Lampridae. The record is from RefSeq and is a predicted model, not a curated record. Gene Ontology annotation, molecular function: protein binding.
CACUCUCACACAUCUGGAGGGUAUCUGGACUAGCUGUGACUCUGUGCUUGCUAUGGGACAGACAGUGGUGGGAUUGGACAUCAGACCUCACCGGAUUUCAGUCAACUUUGCUUGAAAGCGAACUUGUACAACAGGAGCACUGAAUGCUGGAUAUGGCUUUUCCCAAGCAUUCCAUCAUGCAGACCAUGGUUGUGCUGCUCUUGGCUUGGGCCUUGGUGCAUUGCCAAGCCCCUCUACAACCAGGGGAAGAGGAGGAGGAGGAGGAGCCGAUAGAGAAGAAGGCAAAAGUGGUGGCAAAACCCGACGUGAUUAUCUGUCCGCCAGAGUGCAGCUGCACGGUGGAAGGGGCUGUGGACUGUGCUGGAGUUGACCUCACCAAGUUCCCCAGCAAACUGUCUGAGAACACCCGCCAGCUCUCUCUACAGAACAACCAAAUUCAGGAAGUAACGGUGGAACACCUCUCCUAUCUGCACCAGCUGGAGACUCUCAAUCUUCAGAACAACUGGCUCACCACUCACGGUCUGGAAGAUGAAGGAUUUGAAGUGCUUGAACUGCUGGCUUAUUUGUACUUGGCAAAUAAUAAACUCACAUCAGCACCCAAACACCUGCCACCCUCUUUGGUCAGUGCUGAUUUUGCUGCUAAUCAGCUUACAAAGAUCUACCCAUACACGUUUGGCCAGAAACCCGCACUAAAAUCUGUCUAUCUCCACAACAACAAGCUGACAGAUGCAGGGCUCCCAGAACAGAUGUUCAAUGGCUCUAACAACUUGGAGAUCCUCAUCAUGUCCAGUAACUUUCUGCGCCUCGUCCCCAGGAACCUUCCCUCCACCCUCCAUCGUCUCCAUCUGAAGAGUAACAAGCUGGAGAAAAUACCCGCAGGGGCCUUUGACAAUUUGCCGAACCUCAGAGAGCUGUACUUGCAGGACAACCUCCUGAGUAAUGAGGGCAUGGACAACGAGACCUUCAGCCACCUGACCAGCCUGGAGUGUCUGGACUUGUCUAAUAACAACCUGAGUGUGGUCCCAAAGGGUCUGCCUCGCAGUCUGGUGCUGCUGCAUCUAGAGAAAAACUCCAUCCGCAGCAUCCCCGGAGAUGCCCUUACAUCGGUCCGAAAUCUUGAAUAUCUGCUUCUCCACAACAAUAAGCUCCGCUCACGCUCCAUUCACCCUGCUGCCUUCCAGGGCUUGAAGAACCUGCAUACUCUCCACAUGUACAAUAACUUGCUGGAGCGGGUUCCCAGGGGCCUGCCCCGCCGUGCUAAGACCCUGAUGCUUCUCCACAAUGCCAUCUCUGAAAUUGGUCGCAACGAUCUGGUCAUUUUGUACACCCUGACAGAGCUCAACCUCAGUUACAACCGGCUGACCAGCUCCAAACUGCACCACGAGGCCUUCAGGAAACUGCGUGUGCUGGAAACCCUGGACCUGUCGGGCAACAGUCUUCAUUCACUGCCCCCGGGCCUCCCUCGCAGCCUGCAGGUGUUGAAAAUCAAGGACAACCAGCUAAACUCAAUACCAGAUGGUGUGUUGACGGGCAUGGAGAAGCUGAAGGAGAUCAACCUGAGCAACAACCGGCUGAAACUGAACUCCAUCUACCAGGGAGCUUGGAUGGAGCUGAGCUCACUGACCACACUAGACCUGUCCGGUAACCAGCUGUCCCACAUCCCAACUGACCUGCCUGAGUCUCUAGAGUAUCUUUACCUGCAAAGUAACCGCAUCACCAGUGUCCCCGCCUCGGCGUUUGAGGGGACACCUAACAUCAAAGGCAUUUUCCUGCGGUUCAACCGCCUUUCUGUUGAUUCUGUGAAAGAGAGCUCUUUUGCACACCUGGUCAACUUACAGGUGCUGGACAUAGGCCCGGGCAGCGAAGACCUCUCCUAUCAAGAAGAGGAAACGGUGGAAAAAGACAAGUAAGAGGGGAAGGAAAUGAAAGAUCAAAACUAGAUCACAUCUACUAAUGGAAAUUGUCCUGGGACUGCACUUGCACAAGGAAAGAAAGAGCUUUUAAAUGGAUGAAGACCUGUGAAUGACUGACCUAGUCAUCUCCCAGGUUUGUUAUGGUAAUGAAUGGCAGAUUUUCAUAUUUCUGGUGCAGGAUACCGGAUGAAGUUUUUUUUAUGUUUUUGCUUCUGGUUAAAUUCAACAGUGCAUAUGCUUAUAUCUGAGCUUCCAUAAUUGGUUUUGACUUUUGAUAUGAAAUAUCUGUUUUCUAAGGAGCAAAGUCGACUUUACCUUCUUCAGUUCAUGAAUUAUCUUUGCAAAAAUGAAUGUGAAUUUUCCUAACUUUUCAGAAUGCAUGCGUUACGAGUCAAACAUUUGACCAAAGGCAAGACUUGUUAUAUGUUGAUCAUAUUGCCUGUGUCUUCCUGUGCUGUGCUUCAAGAAAGACUUCUGAAAGGCUACUUGCUCUGGCUUAUGAAUCAGUUUUACAAGUCUGUGAAACAUUUGGUGUACUUGAUCUCUUUGAAAAAAUAAAAAAUAAAAGAAAAUGCAAAUCAAACCUUUUGACACGCAGCAACAAAGUCAUCGCUCUGAAACGGAUUGCAUUGAAUGCAUCUAUUUUCAUAAUCCUAAAGUAGUUUUUUUUUAAAGUUGUAAACCUGAUGCCAGCCAAUGAGCUGUCCUAAUGGAUAGCAAUUUAUUUCAGAAUAUCAAUGUGUAGAACUGUGGACUUCACUGUUAUUAUGCAAUUCCUAUGUCAUGUGUUUGUGAUGAAAAUUAUUCCAAGCAUAAGAAUAAUUUCAACCUACCUGGAGCUUUUAUCCAUGCUGCUAUUGCCUCACUUUAGAACAGUUUUGUUUUAUAGACCAGGACAAAACUGAAAAUAUUUUUAUAUAAAUAUUUGAAAUAAGCUGCAGAUAUUUUUGUAUGACAUCUAAGGUAAAAUACACAUGCUCUCUGAUGGAUUUCACAACAAAGCGACGAAUGCAGAGUCUCUUUUUCCACAGUAUUACUAUUCUAUCACAUUUACAGUCAUGGCAUCUAACAAAGCAAUAAAUUAUUUUAA